This is a messenger RNA of Papaver somniferum (opium poppy), 1287 nucleotides long. RefSeq lists its product as uncharacterized. The coding region runs from base 1 to 1287 and encodes 428 amino acids. Lineage: Eukaryota; Viridiplantae; Streptophyta; Magnoliopsida; Ranunculales; Papaveraceae. The record is from RefSeq and is a predicted model, not a curated record. The transcript has 4 exons.
AUGUUUAAAAGUGCCCAUACCCCAGGUCAAUGUGCUUAUAUCGAGAGAAGACAAAUCAUAGAUGGUACUCUAAUAGCUAAUGAGCUAGUUGAUUCUCGUUUAAAAGCUGGUAACCUUGAUGUUAUUUGUAAAAUAAAUUUGGAGAAAACCUUUGACAAGAUAAACUGGAGUUACUUGGAGUUCAUGAUGAAAAAAAUGGGUUUUAAUAGGAAAUGGAUUCAAUUGACCAGAUUUUGUUAUUCUACUACUAGCUUUUCUGUGCUUAUUACUGGCUCUUCUUUUGGUUUCUUCACCAGCUCAAGAGGGGUAAGACAAGGUUGUCCUUUACCUCCUUUACUUUUUAACAUUUCAAUGAAGGGUUUCUCGAAAUACAUUGAUAGAGCUGCUAAUUCUGGGUUGUUCAAUGGUUUCUCCAUGGUAGAAAAUGGUCUGAAAGUGAAUAAAACUAAAAUUAGGUUGACUGCUAUUGGUGAUGUCCCCCUUCUCAACGUUUGGUCCAAUGAGCUGGGUUGCGCUAUUGAUACUUUGCCUUUCAUGUAUCUGGGUAUGCCACUAGGUGCUAAGCCAAACUCUAAAACUAUUUGGGUUCAUGUUAAUGAGAAGUUUGAAGCAAGAUUACCACUUGGAAUAAAAUCUCACUCUCUAAAGGAGGCAAGUGUUGUUAAGACACCUCAUGAUGUGUCUUGUUGGAAAACUAUAGCUGCUGUGAAUGAUCUAGUCAAUAACAAUUCUACUCUUUGUAUUCACUCAGGCGAUGGAACAGAUAACUUCCCUCAUCAGUUUGUGUGGAACACAGUCAUUCCUCCAAAGGCCAGCUUUCUUCUCUGGUGUGCACUGCAUGGUAAACUGAAUUCAUUAGAUAUGUUAAAUUACAAAGGAUUGAACAUCUACAACUGCUGUAUUCUAUGUGGAGAUAGUAAUGAAUCGCAGGACCAUAUUCUUCUUCAUUGUAAGGUUGCUCACCGAAUUUGGAUGGCUGUAACUCCUAAUCAUCAUUGGUCUUGGGUGUUUCCAAAUACAUUGUACUCCUUUGCUCAUACUUGGUCUCACAAUAAGUUGACACAGUCUGGCAAAAUAGUUUGGGAUCUCCUUCCAGUUGCAAUGAUUUGGGUUUUAUGGAGAGAAAGGAACCGUCGAACUUUCGAAGAGAGGUAUAACUUCAAAACUGAUCUGGACCUGAUCACAUAUGUUAAAGCUCUGGUGCUAUCUUGGGCUACUGCAAAUGGGAAGAAAAUUCAUUUGAAUUUUUCAAACACUGUAACAAAUUGGGAAAUAGUUUUCUUCUGA